CUCUCACUUCCUGUCAAGUGAGGCAAGAGAAGGUUCUGUAUUAAUACCAGACUAGGGCCUCGCAGACUUCUACAGUGGCUGCUUUCUGGGCUUCACGUACAGCAAACUAAGGGGACCUCUUCUAGCUGAGACACACCAACUCAUAUAGGCAUUCUGCUUUUUGUGAACUUGGAGCAGGUUAAUGAAGGCCAGGAUUCUAGGGUUAAAUCCUGUGUAGGCUCUGUCAGUCAGUCAUCAGGACACACCAGAUUUCAGAGGAUAACAGGAAACAGCAAUGGAGGGAAAGAGUCUUGUUUUUGUGUUGUUUUUGUGGAUGCUGCCACUGGGACUGAAUAGAACAGUGACACUUCAGCCUAACAGCCACUCCACCGACUUCAGGAGCAGUGAGGUUACUGCAACUUCAGACCAAGUUUCACCUUUAGAAAUGGCACAAGAGCACCUCAACAAUGCACCAGAUGAAGGAAACUAUAGCACCGUAGCACCUUCAGUUGAGUUGAAGUUCACAGUGAAGAGUAAACCACAGACUCCAGAUCAGGUGUCCACCAGAUAUAUCAGCUCUUAUCUGCCUUCAAUCCACCCUUUGAGUACGAGAACAAAGAAGAACUCCCAGUCACCUCAGGACCGCCAAACAACCAAAUAUAAAAACAACUCCACGGUGGAGAUCACAGCAGAUGGAGCCGAGGAAACGUCGCCCACUAUGGGGAAUCAGCCUCCGGUAAGCAGAGUUACACCCUCCGGCCAGGGAAAAGUAAGUCCAACAGCAUCACCAAGACCUUCGGAGUUAUCCUCUCAAACAACCUCACCGACAACAAAUCAACCAACAGAGAUCCAAACAGGGCCCGGUCCAACCAAUCUUCCGAUGUCGCAGUCCAACGACUCCACAGAGAGGAUCCGACCCACGCCAACUGGUGUUGGAUUUGGAGUGACACCGACUAGAGCCGAAUUUACUUUGAACACAGGUAGGAAGGCUCAAUUUCCCAGCACCCCCUCCCAGGCCCCAGUCACAAGCAGGAAAUCAACCCCUUCACACCCCACUGAAAGAGGUCCAACAGGCUCAUCUGAGCUGCCUAGCGCUGCCACUUCACCCGCCACCCUACCUCCCUCUAUAGCCAUGACCAAAUCUUUAACCCGCAUCUCCACUCCUUGGACAUCGACCCAGCCCGCCAAGACCCUUGCCACCACUGCAGCCUCUGUUACUGCUAGUAUUGCCUUUACCAGCACCAAGGGCCAAUCCCCACUAAUGGUCCCCACUACAAAACAUGUCGCUGCUGCCACCACCACCACGACAAAAAAUAAACCAAAGCCACCUCCGUCAAAAACGACAAACAAAGACAAGAGCAAAAAGACGGGGAACCAUGGCACAGUGGUGGCUGUACUGAUUGUUGUGACACUGGUUCUGAUGUUUGUCAGUUUUGGGGUCAUCUUCGUGAGGAAGCGCAGACAUCAGAGGAUGCAGCUGCAGAACACAGCCUGGGCCGGCCCCUCUCCGUUUCUGGACAGUGGAGUCCAGUCUCGACUGGAUAAUGGCGAUAGCAGUGACGUCCACCUGAGGGGCUCCAAUCGAAUCUCCUUCUCUGGCUUCCUGUCUCAGCGACUCUCCAAGAGGCUGUCUCUGCUCCAGGAGACUGACGAGGAAUUCCGGAUGGGUGAGAUUCCGACAGGAAGUACAUUCGGAAGAGAGACUGUUUCAGAUGAUGUUCAACCGAGUAACGGGACUGCUGCAGUGCACAAAGAAAAUACCCAGAUUGAGGUGGUGCAACCUCUGGACAACUCGUCAUCUCCUCCUCCACCGACGUCUUCAGAGACCACUGCCACAGCACACACCCAUGACCAUCAACCUCCUACCUCCUUGCAGGUUGUUGAUCUGGGGCCAGACAAUGUUCCAAAUUCCUCUCCCUCUCAUACGCCACCAGAUAUCCCAGAAGCUAUUCCUCCACCACUGUUGGAUGUUUACCUGGGUCCCCCCUCAGACCAUGCCAGCCCCCCUCCACCAGAGAGCACAGACCUUCCAACCCCACCCCAUGACCUGCCUUAACCAGUCUCCAAGCAGAUAGUAACACACAGGAAACCCAUUCUUCUACCCCUCUACCCAACAAAGGAAACCACUCCCGCCAAAAAACAACUCAAACUGAUGCUCAUCGGUGUUCCGUUUACUUCAUCUAUACCUCUUUCUGAUGAAACAUUUCAUGAAUUGGAUCUUCAACUAGGCCUAUAGCCAGUUUGAUUGUCAAAACCGAGCCAAACCAUUUCUCUAUUUACCGGUAGAACUUUGACAGUGGCCACAAUUAUGUGAUUUUUAACACAAGAUCCCUGUGGUCUUUCUGUAGUAGUAAGACAUCCAAAUGUACACUGAGAAAGCUUUCCCAAAUGUUUUGAUUCAAGUCAGAUCCAUAUUCAUUCAGCCUGACCAAUCUGUAGCAGUGAGAUUGAUUUGAUGCUACAACAAUUGCUUUUUCUCCUGUGUACUUUUUGGAGGAAAACACAGUGACGUAAGGGCCUAAACAUCAGCAUCAUACCCAGUGGUGAGAUAAUUCAGAGAAGGAUGCACUGCUGAAGUAAUGUAAUUCUGUGUGAGCGCAAGUGAACAUUUCCAGUCACAGCAACAACAUUUUUUUAUUUUUUAUUAACAUCGACCCAGGCUGAGACAUUCAUUGGGCAAAAUGGUGAGAGAGGAAGUUCUAAAAGGAAAUGAAACGAAGGGGUGAAUUAUAUAAUUAAACUGAGAAACGAUAGAUAGAAAGGGAUAAAAUGAAUGUGAAAAUUAGAGAAAGAGUGAGCAGGGAGUUAAGUCUCUCAGUGGGGCUGGCCCGACACUGUUAGUGAGUGCGUUACUGCAGUGUUGCAGUCACUCCUAGCGUAUUUCAGAGCUGUACAUCAGUACACUAACCGUAGAGAGAGCGGACAGGCCACAGAGACAGAAAGAGGGAAAUGUCAGACCCACAAAUAGCGCCUCAAUGUCUCAUCUGAAGAGAAACCACAGAAACAAUAAGAUGGGACACGGAAAGCAACAACCACACACAAUUAUUUCCAUCUACACAUAUUCUUAACUGUUGACAAAUGAGAGUUGUGAAAUGCUCAUUGUUCAUCAAUCAUGUAUUUAUGCAGUAAAUCCGCUGACAUGCAAUAAACCCUCCGAUGUUAAACACUGGUUUGUGUACUACAUCAGCGUCAUACAGCGAGGCAGACGACAGGCUCAUUUGUUUAGGCCAGGCUAUAUUUCACUACUGCGUGGUGAUUGAGAGAGCAUCAUCCGCCUACACCACAAGCCCUGCUGACCAGAUGGCAGCCACGGCACCUGCUUUAUCCCUCCCUAUAAAGAACGUUGCCUGAAAGAUACAGCCGUCAUAAAUCCAAAACCCUCUCUGCCUUCCCUUCCCUCUCUCCACUACUCUAAUUCACAACUCAUUCCAGACACAUUCUCCAGCUGAGUACUAAAAGGGAAAUGUUUCUAUUGAAAAAUGAUUGCAGAACUCCCUGUGUUGAUACUGCGGCAGAUAUGAACGAAAGGUGAGAGAGGUUGAGGGAGAAAGCAGCAUGAGAAGUAGCUAAACUUGGGUAAGACAGACUAUUUUCAGUCCUGUUUCACUCUUACUGUUUUCACAUCUGCAGUUCCAGAUCUGACAUAGAUUGAGUUGGUGGUUUGAAAACUAUCAUAUCAAUCUUUCUACAGAAUCCAUGCCAUGUUCAUCUCAACACAGGUCUAUUCGUUCUACUAUCAUGACAAGCUAUUGUAAGAGUAUGAUUUUUAGUAUGACUACAAAUCAGACUUUUAUCAGUCCUUCCUUAUCAUUCUAAAACAAUUGCAUGUGCUGUGACUACAGUUGGUUUUCACACAAGUAGGUUGCAAGGUGGGAAACCUUUUGUUAACACCUUUUCACUCGUGCAAACACAUGUGGUUUGUGUAUCAAUUCUCUUGAUGCUUCAACUUAUUAACAAUCCUGUCAACAUGACAGAAUUAUAGCAAUCAGUUCUUAGUCAAUUUCAGAGAAUGCAUUUUUUAAAUCUAAUGACCUGAGGCGAAUAGCACACAUUAGUUUCGCAUCACAAACUCUCACAGCUUAUUGGUUGAACUCCCGAAACUAACACAGAUGAUUGGUGUUGCCAUGCAGAGUUUCACACUUUUGACUGGUCUGGUGUUACUGUGCUAGCACCAGGCACUGCACUAUGGAGGGACUUUUGUACUAGGUUGCAUUUGCAGAUACUUUUUCUGUAGAAUUGUGAUUACUGCCAGCAAUUCAUUCUGGCUCGUCGCUGAAUGAUGUUGCCAGCAGUAGCAGGGCAGCUUGCUUCGGCUGAAGUGCAGAAUUAAAUAUUCACUGCUUGCAUACGGCUAGUUGCAGAACAGAGCAGUUAUGUGGUGCUAAGUUCUGAGUGCCUAGCACAAUAAGCAUGAUGUUGUGUGAUUGUGUGUGUGUGUGUGUGUGUGUAUUUCCAUGAGAGAAGCCCCAAACCUAUGUUUUAUUGGCCAGACACAAUCUGCCAAACUAUGACUCCUUCUCAGAGAGAGAGAGAGGAGAGGGAAAGAGGAUAGGAGAGAAAGGAGAGGGAGAGUGGAAAGAGGAUAGGAGAGAGAAAGGAGAGGGAGAGUGGAAAGAGGAUAGGAGAGAGAAAGGAGAGGGAGAGUGGAAAGAGGAUAGGAGAGAGAAAGGAGAGGGAGAGUGGAAAGAGGAUAGGAGAGAGAAAGGAGAGGGAGAGUGGAAAGAGGAUAGGAGAGAGAAAGGAGAGGGAGAGUGGAAAGAGGAUAGGAGAGAGAAAGGAGAGGGAGAGUGGAAAGAGGAUAGGAGAGAGAAAGCAGUAGACAGGACCACAUAACUACUUUCAAAUCAAAGUCCUCUAAAACCAAACAGGGUACGGACAUGUGAGCAUAGAGAUUCAUUCAUGAAAUGCGGUUUUCAAAACAUCAUUACAAUCACCCCCCAGCAAUACAGACCCACUUAAAACAAGGAUUGUAUUAACAUGGCCGCAGCAACGUUGGCCGUAAAACAAAGCCACUAGUCAUAGAACACCUAUUCAUGGAUCAGCACAUUUGCAAAAAGCUGUUCUUAUUGCAGACUGCCAGGGUGCUUCCUGAAGGCAGCUGAAAUGGAGGAAGACCAGGAGGAUGGUGAGACAAACUGUACUGUUAAUACACAAACAGUGUUAAUUUGCUGCUGAGAGCGGUGGAGGCAGCCAGUCGUUGUAGGUGCCAAUUGUGAUGUGAGAUAGCGCUGCCAUCAGGGGGCAGUGUGUGUGUGUGUGUGUGUGUGUUAUGCAUCCCAUAAGCGUUCAGCCAGAACAAUGUCACCCUGCCAGAUCUGUACAGUACUAAAGGGAAUUCAGGGGAACUGUGUGUGUGUUAAAACACUGUGAGCAUGAGUACAAAAUGCUGUGAGAGCAAGAGAGAGCGAGCGAGAGAGAGCGCGAGAGUGAAGGGGAAAUGGAACAUACUGUGACUAUGAGAAUGUGAAAGUUGAACACACGAGGCACUAAUGUCCAAUGAACAGCUCACAUUAGAAUGCGUUAGCGUGUUUGUAUGUACACUGAACAAAAAUAUAAAUGCAACAUGCAAAAUACCCCAGAAAUAUUCCAUAAGAACAAAAUGCUUAUUUCUCUCAAAUUUUGUGCAGAAAUUUGUUUACAUCUCUGUUAGUGAGCAUUUAUCUCUUGUCAAGAUAAUGACGUAGGCAGUGACAUCACUUCUGGUUUAAUAAAAUAACAUGGGACCUUUUCUUUGAUGCAGAACUUACUCAGAAACAUGUGUGCUAUGUUCCUGAAUGUCAACUUCUGUCUGCAACUGCACUAAUAAAGGUUUUUUAAUGAUUUAAUUAAAGAUAUUGUCAUAAUGCUAAUUUCACCAAUGAGCCAAUGAUUGACAAGUACCAAGGAACGAACACUAACAGGGUGAGCGGUUUGCUGAUGUCAACGUUGUGAUCAGAGUAUCCCAUGGUGGUGGUGGGGUUAUGGUAUGGGCAGGCAUAAGCUAUGGACAAGGAACACAAUUGUAUUUUAUCGGUGGCAAUUUGAAUGCACAGAGAUACCGUGAGGAGAUCCUGAGGCCCAUUGUCGUGCCAUUCAUCCGCCGCCAUCACCUCAUGUUUCAGCAUGAUAAUGCACGGCCCCAAUUCGCAAGGAUCUGACAAGUAUCCAUUCCUCCCUGGCCUGCAUACUCACCAGUCAUGUCACUCAUUGAACAUGUUGGGAUGCUCUGCAUGUCACAGUUACAGCAACGUCAUACAGCCAUUAAAGAGUGUGACAACAUUCCACAGACCACAAUUAACAGCCUGAUCAACUCUGUGAAGGAGAUGUGUCGCAUGGCAUGAGGCAAAUUGUGGUCACACCAGAUACUGACUGGUUUUCUGAUCCACACUCCUACCUUUUUUUAAGGUAUCUGUGACCAACAGAUGGAUAUCUGUAUUCCCAGUCAUGUGAAAUACAUAGAUUAGGGCCUAAUUAAUUUAUUUCAAAUUGACUGGUUUCCUAAUAUGAACUAACUCAGUAAAAUCUUUGAAAUUGUUGUUUAUAUUUUUGUUCAGUAUACUGUAUGUGUAUAAAAAAGAGAGAAAGAGGGGAAGGGAUAAUGGAGAAAUAAUUGCUUUUAUCAAGUGAGCGGGAUCCUGAUUCUGAAAAGAUUGGAGUCAGCACAGUCUCCGCACCCCCUGCUCUCCCCCGUCUCAUCAUCAGCAGAGGGGGCAGGCACUGUGCUGCAAUCCUCCUCUCUCUCUCCUUCAGACCGCUCUUUCCCUGAGUGCAUUAGGAGCCUGCAGAGGAGCGGUGGAGGAUGACUGGCGCUAUCAGGGGCACCCUGCUCUGGCAUGCUUGGAGGAUGCCACAAACCAGGAGAGGAUUUUGAGACGGAGCGAGAGAGCCUGUCAACCACUGGCCAACGCCAACACAGCACGAGAGAGAGAGAGACAGCGAGAGGAGGGAGGGGUCCACCUUUACCAGAGUAGGAAGAAGAGCAAGGGAGAAAAAAUUAAGUGAGAGAGGAAGAAUGUGAAAGAAAGGAAAAAUACCCCAAAAGAAAGCCAGCGCAAAAAACUGAGAGCCAAAAAAGAAAAUGGUGCAUGAAUAAUAAGGGCAACUUAACACCCUCCAGAUUUGACUUGACAAUCACUCUCUCCAGCCAGCUGCUCUGAAAAAAAGAGGGGGGAGCAAGUGAGAGGGCUGGCCGAGGGAAGGAGAGAGGACGAAAAGAGCAAGAUGACGGAGUGAAGCGAUGGACAGGAUCAGAUGUGUGUGAAUGAGUGAUGGUCUUGACGAAGAUCCAUACAGGAUCAAAACUGUGUCCUUCCAUUUAGCCCUCAUUAUGCUCCCCCACGCCCCGUUGGCCUGCCUCUUCCUGCUCCUCCUGUUGGGGGUGCUGGGGGGGAUGGUCCUGUCCAUCUGCCCCGCCGUGUGCUCCUGCAGCCGGGGCCACCGUGUGGUGGACUGCUCCUCACGACACCUCUCACAGCUGCCCCCAGGCCUGCAGCACAACAUCCACUUCCUCAACCUCUCACACAACAGCCUUUGUGGUCUGGACGACCAGCUCAGCCACUACGCCCACCUGCGUACCCUGGACCUGUCCUAUAACCUCCUGGGUCGCUUCCCCUCCGGACUGCCCAGAGCCCUCUGGGACAUCCGGGCCGCUGGCAACCAGCUCCGAGCCCUGGACAAGAACGACACGGCCUACCAUUGGAACCUGCGGGUACUGGACCUAUCAGCCAACGAGCUGGAGAGGGUGGUCUUCAUCAACAACACCCUACCCAGCCUACACGCCCUAAACUUGAGUCACAACCGGUUCUGGACCGUGCCCACCAACAUGCCUCAUAAUCUGGAGAUGGUUGAUUUGGCACACAACUACCUAGUUCAGAUCCUCCUGGGAUCAUUGGACCGGCUGCCCAGGCUGAGGAGGUUCUACCUGCAUGCUAAUCGCUUCUCCUGGGUGCCGGAGGGGGUAUUUGACCGGUUGGAGGGGCUCGAGUUCUUGACACUUGGGGAUAACCCUUGGGCUUGUGAAGAGGAGGAGAACAUCACACGGCUCUUGCUCUGGGCCAAACAAACCCGUGCCGCAGUGUUGGGCUGCCCCUGCUACACUAGGCCAACAUGUGGGCAAGCCCAUCUGGCCACUCCAGGAGGGGAGUGGCACUUUACGUCCUACACAGAGCCUCCGCUGGGGGCUGAUGCCAGAGAGCUGGGCCGUGGAGGCCUCACACCGGAUAGAGCUGCAGUCGUCACUUCUGGGUACUUGGCUAAGUCUGCGUUGUUGGAGCCUGGGACGCAUGGAGAUAGAGGGUCUGCCAACAGCUCGGGGGAUCAGACAUUGUUUGUGUUCAUCUCCACCCCCUUGCACGGCCUCUCCACACGCACAAGCACUACAGGGCAGCCGCACUCUGCCGCCAAGAAGAAAAACACAGGAAGCACACAGAACAGAAGCCACGGAGUCCACACACCAAUCCUGUAUUCUGUAGUCACCUGGAACCUUCUAGUCACGGUGACUGCCUUCAAAGCCUUCUAAACCCACCCGUUGUCAGUACUAGAGUCAAGUCUUUUGGAGAGGGCUAACCCUAUGUACGUAUGACCCAGAAUGUAAAAGGGAGAGGUUUGUUAUUGUUUUCAUUUUAAAGAACAACUUUCAACUGUUACUGCCUAAAUGUGUAUCCUCUCUCAUCUUCCAACCAUUUGACCACCAUCUACAGAGUGAUGUUGUGCUGUAUGGCUAUAUCUUUCAAACUUGUAUACAAAUAAUAUCUAGGCAAAUGUAUACACAUACAGUGCAUUUGGAAAGUAUUCAGACCCCUUCCCUUUUUACACAUUUUGUUACGUUUCAGCCUUAUUAUAAAAAUGUAUUAAAUAUAUAUUUUUCCUCAUCAAUCUACACAAAAUACCCCAUAAUGACAAAGCAAAAACAGGUUUUUAGAAAAACAGAAAUACCUUAUUUACAUAAGUUUUCAGACCCUUGGCUAUGAGAAUGGAAAUUGAGCUCAGGUGCAUCCUGUUUCCAUUGAUUGACCUGGAGACUGGAAUCUUACUGGGGUCAAUUCAAUUGAUUGGACUAUAUAAGGUUGAUCCAGAUCAGUUGACAGUGCAAACUGAGCAAUCGGGGGAGAAGGGCUUUGGUCAGGGAGGUGACCAAGAACCUGAUGAUCACUUUGACAGACCUCUAGAGAUCCUCUGUAGAGGUGGGAUAACCUUCCAGAAGAACAACAAUCUCUGAAGCACUCGACCAAAUCAGGCCUUUAUGGUAGAGUGGCCAGACGGAAGCAACUCCUCAGUAAAAAAGGGACAUGAAAGCCCGCUGGGAGUUUACCAUAAAGCACCUAAGGGACUCUUAGACCAUGAGAAACAAGGUUCUCUGGUCUGAUGGAACUAAGAUUUUGUCACGUCUGGAGGCAACCUGGCACCAUCCCUACUGAACAUGGUGGUGAAAGCAUCAUGCUGUGGGGAUGUUUUUCAGUAGCAGGAGACGAGUCAGGAUCGAGGGAAAGAUGGAGCAAAGUAAAGAGAGAUCCCUGAUGAAAACCUGCUCCAGAGCACUCAGGACCUCAGACUGGGGGGGGGGGGGUGGAAGGAACCUAACCGUACAGUCAAGACAACGAAGGAGUGGCUUCGGGACAAGUCUCUAGAUGUCCUCAAGUGGCCCGGCCAGAGCCCGGAUUUGAACCAGAUUAAACAUGUCAGAGACCUGAAAACAGAUGUGCAGCAACACUCCCCAUCCAACCUGACAGAGAUUGAGAGGAUCUGCAGAGAAGAAUCGGGAAAAAAACUCCCCAAAUACAGGUGUGCCAAGCUUGUACCGUCAAACCCAAGAAGACUCUAGGCUGUAAUCGCUACCAAAGAUGCUUCAACAAAGUACUGAGUAAAGGCUCUGAAUAAUUAUGUAAAUGUGAGAUACACAAACCUGUUUUUGCUUGCCUUGUCAUUAUGGGGUAGUGUGAGUAGAAUGAUGAAACAAUUUAAUACAUUUUAGAAUAAGGCUGUAAACUAACUAAAUGUGUAAAAAGUAAAAGGGGUCUGAAUACAUAUCGAAUGCUUUGUACAUGACUAAUAAUACUCUAUCGGUGCGGAAACAUGAAUGCUCUACUCUAUGUAGUCUAUACUGCUUGUCCGUUCUGAUGACAGAUACUGCGUUUUCUGGUUACUAUGAUAUAAAGAAAAGGAAAACAUUUAGAACGCAUUUAAUGUACGUGUUGUUUGAAAGAGUCAGUGUAUGAUGUGAGAAAUAAUCUUUAAACCUUGGCAUCAUCUUAGAGGGCCUGCAAGUUCUUAAAGUGGAAUUGACAGAUAAUCUACUUUGCAGAUAUGAAACAGACAAUCAUAAUGCCAUUCAAAAAUAUACAAUUCUUAUUUUAUUCAACAAAACCAACUUUAUAACUAGCUUUGAAAAUAGGUUCUAUUUGACUCAAUUCCAUGACGAUGAGUAAAGGCUUUGUUGGUAGAAUAGACGGAUGCAGUUCAAUGCAUGAUUAAUACAGCUAAUUCUCUAAUACA
This is a messenger RNA of Oncorhynchus kisutch (coho salmon), 10449 nucleotides long. RefSeq names its product oligodendrocyte-myelin glycoprotein. NCBI's taxonomy places the organism in Eukaryota, Metazoa, Chordata, Actinopteri, Salmoniformes, Salmonidae. The coding region runs from base 7220 to 8476 and encodes 418 amino acids. The transcript is spliced from 5 exons. Gene Ontology annotation, biological process: neuron projection regeneration. The record is from RefSeq and is a predicted model, not a curated record. Gene Ontology annotation, molecular function: protein binding.